UUACACUUGGCACAAUGCAGUCAGGCAAGUACCAUUCUCCUGGCAACUGCCAAACCCAGACACGUCCAUCGGAUUGGCAGACAGAGAAGCGUGAUUCAUCACUCCAGAGAACACGUUUCCACUGUUCUCGAGUCCAGUGGUGGCCGGCUGAGUUGCUGUUGUUCCCAGUUGCUUCCACUUUGUUAUAAUACCACUAACAGUUGACCGUGGAAUAUUUAGUAGCAAGGAAAUUUCACUGAUGGACUUAUUGCACAGGUGGCAACCUAUCACGGUACCACACUUGAAUUAACUGAGCUCCUGAGAGUGACCCAUUCUUUCGCAAAUGUUUGUAGAAGCAGUCUGAAUGUCUAG
Messenger RNA from Staurois parvus, 351 nucleotides. NCBI's taxonomy places the organism in Eukaryota, Metazoa, Chordata, Amphibia, Anura, Ranidae. The record is from the annotation of a GenBank genome assembly.